AUGAAUGCAAAACUGAAUGAACUCAAAAGACGUUUCAACAGUGUAGAGAUGUUCACUAUAUCCUCUCUAAACACGCAAAAGAGACAUAAGCUUUCAACACGUUACAGUGUGAAGGAACAAGUGAAAUGGAUAGCGUUUGAUGACUUACCGACAUUCGGUAACAGGCCAUCAUUGUUUCAAUGGGAUGAAGGAAAUGAGGAUUCGCAUGCCACAAGAUAUACAAACUACAUCCGAAAUGAUUUUCUCGAUGCAGAUUACCUCAACGGAUACGAGGUGAAGGAUGUACAUGCAAACGAACAUUACUGGAAGACUCAAUUUCUCCAGGGUACAACAGACGUCGUUGUCUUUGAACAAAUAGGCGCGUUAAUGGAGCAAGACGUGACAAUCUUAGCAUUCGAGUUAAAAAAAGAAAUUGUGGGAAAUGAUGAAAACCAAGCCAUCGGCGAACUGCUGGCUGCAAACCUAAUGUCUUCGAAGAGACCUGUAGUUUUGCUGACGGACCUUUAUAACAGCCAUUACUUUUUCUGGCUUGGCCAAACUGAAUCCACGCAUACUGUCACUGUCCAUGGUACCAGUUUUAUGGAAAUUCACAAAGCUGCAACAUUUGCACGACUUAUACUGGUUCCUAAUAAGCUAUUGAGAAGAAAUGCUGCAUCAAAGAUUGGAGAUUGGUCUGAUGACCUCGCGUAUGACGAUGACAUCGGAAACCUCGAUGAUUUCGAAGACGAGAUGGGGCCUGAGGAGCGCGCUUCGUGGGUGAUGACAAAGAAGCUAAGAAAAUGGUUGCCACUUGUGCCUCCACGAUUUCGGUACUGUGACCCUACAAGGGAUCCACCACUACCACCAAUAGGGAUGUAUAGUUAG
Molecule: messenger RNA, 864 nt
Organism: Paraglomus brasilianum
Lineage: Eukaryota; Fungi; Glomeromycota; Glomeromycetes; Paraglomerales; Paraglomeraceae
Source: the annotation of a GenBank genome assembly